AAUUCCUUCAAGGCAAAAAAAAAUUAGAUCUAGAAAAGAAUUUCUAUUGCCAUCAAUUCUUUGGGAGAUUUAGAAACAGGAUGAAUGAGCAAGCUACACAAGAUAAUAAUCCCUCUGCUCCAACAAUCCUUCCAGCAAAGAGAAGGCGUGGACGCCCGCGUAAAGAUGGAGGUGUUGCUAAGAGAGGGAAUUUGCAGUCUCCAGCACCAGAAAGCAUCAAGAAAGUUCAACAAAAUGCUGUUGAAGUGAACCAAAAAGAUGGCAUUAUUGGCAGUAACAACGGUGUAGGACAGAUGGUUUCUGGUGUCGUUGAUGGUCGUUUUGAUGCAGGGUACUUCAUCACCGUGAGGGUUGGUAAUAGUAGCACCACGCUCCGUGGAUUAGUCUUCCAGCCAGGGAGAUUUGCCCCAAUUACACCAGCAAAUGAUGUUGCCCCAUCAGCUACAAUGUAUCACAGGAAUCAAGUUGCUAGCCCACUCUUAAACCAGCUUCAGCAAGAGCAGCAGCAGCCAAAUGUGGCACCAGGACAACAAGUUUUACCUUCUAACCCAAUGUCAAGUGCUCCAUUUAUACCGAAUACUAACCAAUUUGCUCCUGUUAUGGCACCUAACGAGGGACGAUGCAAUGUGAGUUCUCCUUUGGGUGAAAAAAUCAUGCUGCAGCAGCCAAAUCAAGAUCAAAGAGUCCAAAUCCACCAAUCCCAUCUGACCAUUCCGGUGGAAAAUCUUAGAAUGGUUGAAAAGGAUGAAGUGAUGCAGGUAUAUGAAAUCUCGAACCAAUCAGAAGGGACUAAAAUGGUUGCAGAAUCCAUGUUGGAACCAAAAGGUAGUGAUGGAACUAGCAAUCAGGUACAAAAAGCUCAAAACCAACUCAUGGACUCAAUGUUUCAGUCUGACAUUCUUUUUCAUGGUAACCUUAACAGCCUAAGUGGUGAAAUUCAUCAUAAUCCUGUUGUUUCUAAGUCUCAAGAGGCGUCAGACAACCAACUGAUUGAAUCUGAAUCCAAGAAUGAUAAGCAACCGAAUCCUGAGCAGUCGUAUAUGCAAACUUUACUCCAGCCUGGAGAGUUGGCUCACUGUGAAGCGAAGAAACUUGAGAUCCAUCGAUCUCCUCCUGUAAACGCUCAAACUCAACUCUACUCCUCCCAAGGGCUUCCUCCAAUGAAUGAAGAGAUUCAGCUGAAACAAUGGACUCAUGGUGGACAAGAAAACCCACAGAAUCAAUUCAAUCAAAGUACUCUAUUUGCUGAACUUAACUCUGUUUCCCCUGCUGCAGAAACUCAAGUUCAGCCAAGCAACGAACUAAAAAGCACAUUUCUUGAACAGAAUUAUGUUCAGAUGACUCAAGCUCUAGAGGUUGGAGCUAAUGAGAAUCCAAAUCCCGAGAUCAACCCAGUACUGGUUGCUGGUGAAACUCAAGUUGUGACUACUUCAAUGGACUUCAUGAUGGAAAAUCUGAAUUAUCCAAAGAAUGAUGAACCACAAAGCAUUCAUAUUGGACCUGAAGUUGACUUAUCAAGAAAUGUUGAAACAGCAAAAGAAACUAAGGAAGCAAGUGAUCCUCCUGGUGACAAACUUGUGCUAGGUUCUCAAUUAUCACCACAGCAACAAGAGGUCGAAACCGAUAAUUCUGAUCAUUCAGCAAAACUUGAAACUCAGAACAAAAGUUGUGAUGGUGGCAACAUCAACCUGGAGAUGUUUCAUCAAGUCCAACCUUGAAGCUGCUCAUGAAUAAGAGCAACAAUGUUAUAGAUCUUUAAGUAGCUUGCAGUAUAGGACCUUAUCUUCAUGUUAGACUUUGGUAACUUUUCUUUUUUAUUUGCAAGAACUUAUCUGGAGUCACUGGACCUUAAUCAUCCCAACUAUGUAUGUUUUCCCCAUCAGUAUGGCAGGUCCCCUUUGUUAGCUAUAGAGGCGGAACCAGAAUUUGAAGUUCAUGAGUUCUAAAUUUGUUACCGGAUGGAGAAA
This is a messenger RNA of Solanum stenotomum, 1967 nucleotides long. RefSeq lists its product as uncharacterized. The transcript has 2 exons. Lineage: Eukaryota; Viridiplantae; Streptophyta; Magnoliopsida; Solanales; Solanaceae. Bases 81 to 1718 code for a protein of 545 amino acids. The record is from RefSeq and is a predicted model, not a curated record.